Messenger RNA from Vombatus ursinus (common wombat), 2891 nucleotides. RefSeq names its product family with sequence similarity 189 member B (gene ENTREP3). Gene Ontology annotation, cellular component: membrane. The transcript is spliced from 12 exons. The record is from RefSeq and is a predicted model, not a curated record. Lineage: Eukaryota; Metazoa; Chordata; Mammalia; Diprotodontia; Vombatidae. The coding region runs from base 733 to 2715 and encodes 660 amino acids.
GCUGCAGCCAGGAUCCCGGGGAGCCGAGCUGGGCUGGCCGCCCGGGGAGACGGCACUGCAGCGGAGCCAUACCCCGUCAAGAAGCCCCGGACCUCUAAGGGACACCCCACUAAGGCCUCGAGACCCUACCGGGCCGACCACCCACCCCCACCCGCAGGCAUCAUCCGGCACGCAUCAGCGUCUCCAGUCUUAUCCCAAACCCUCCCUCCCGACCCUCCCCACUUCUCUACCCCCCCACCCCAUUUCCCCAGACUCUUUUCUGUACCCCGUUCCCUGUCCCUACUGACACUUCUCUAGCAUCCUAGAGCUUACCUUCCAUCCUCCCUGGGGGAACCUGGCCCCUCCCUGCUCCCCUCCCCCACCCCCCAUCCCUAGGGCGAUGAAAUGAACCGGUGCCCCCCCUUCCUUCGAGCUGCCCCCGGGCACUGUGCCCACCCCCUGCCUGCUGUGGGGAGAGAGCCUCCUGCUGCCCCCACGUGACCUCCGUCCCUGGGGGACAAGCAGAUUCCCCCCAUCCCACCCCAGUCUCUUCAAGUGCCCUCUGACAUCCCUCUAACUGGAACAUUUGGGCCAUGCACCCUGGGACCCAGGCAGGGGGUGGGUUCCUUGGCUAAGGGGUGGGGGUGGGGGAAUAGGUGGAGAGAAGAAGGGAGUGGCCCUUGGGUUUAAUUGAAAUGCCCUCAGGUGCCAGGGGGGACUGCAACAGAGGCAGGCUCCAAGGGGGUGGGCACAAUGCCCUCACCCAGUGAUUCAAGCCAUUCACUGACCAGCCGGCCGAGUACCAGAGGCCUCACCCAUCUCCGGCUCCACCGGCCUUGGCUCCAAGCUCUGCUUACCCUGGGGCUGGCCCAGGUGAUACUAGGUGUCUUGGUGGUCACCUUCAGCAUGGUGGCUUCUUCAGUCACCUCCACAGAAAACAUAAAGAGGUCCUACCCAUCAUGGGCUGGCUUCUCGCUGGCAUUCUCAGGGGUAGUUGGCAUCGUAUCAUGGAAGAGACCAUUCACUCUGGUGAUCUCCUUCUUCUCCCUGCUCUCCGUACUGUGUGUCAUGCUCAGCCUGGCUGGCUCCGUCCUUUCCUGUAAGAAUGCUCAGUUGGCACGGGAUUUCCAAGAGUGCUCAAUGGAAGGAAAGGUCUGUGUCUGCUGCCCCUCUUUUCACUUGCCUAGACCCUGCAGGGACUCCGGCCAGGAGCUGAAAAUAUCCCUUAGCACAACUUGUGCUGAUGCUCUAGGGGCUCUCAAGAACCUUCUCUUCAGUGUCUGCGGCCUCACUGUCUGUGCUGCCAUUGUCUGUGCCCUCUCUGCCAUUGUUUGCUGCAUCCAGAUAUUCUCUCUCGACCUUGUGCACACGCUGGCUCCUGAGCACUCAGCCUCAGGUACUCUGGGGCCCCUGGGCUGUGUGUCUCCCCCAGCUCCUCUGCUCCAUACUAUGCUGGACCUGGAAGAAUUUGUGCCCCCGGUUCCCCCACCUCCGUAUUAUCCCCCAGAGUAUACCUGCAGUUCAGAGACUGAUGCCCAGAGCAUCACUUAUAAUGGAUCCAUGGACAGUCCAGUGCCCUUAUACCCCACCGAUUGCCCCCCAUCCUAUGAAGCUGUCAUGGGACUCCGAGGAGAUAGCCAGGCCACACUGUUUGACCCCCAGCUUCAUGAUAGUUCCUGUAUCUGUGAUCGAGUGGCUUCCAUUGUGGAUGUGUCCAUGGACAGUGGGUCCCUGGUGCUCUCAGCCAUUGGAGACCUCCCUGGCGGCUCUAGCCCAUCUGAGGACUCGUGCCUGCUGGAGCUGCAAGGUUCUGUGCGUUCUGUGGACUAUGUCCUCUUCCGAUCCAUCCAACGUAGCCGGGCUGGCUACUGCCUCAGCCUGGACUGUGGGCUCCGGGGCCCCUUUGAAGAUAGUCCCCUGCCCCCAAGACCACCCCGAGCUGCCCGAUCCUACUCCUGCUCUGCCCCAGAAGCCCCACCCACACUGGGUGCCCCCACUGCUGCCCGAAGUUGCCACCGGCUAGAAGGCUGGCCACCCUGGGCUGGGCCAUGCUUCCCAGAAAUCCGUCGUCGGGGACCUCGGGGAGGUGGUCGAGGAGAGGUGCCUCCAGCCCGGCCACCUGCCCGCCGAUUCAGUGACAGCUCAGGCUCCCUCACCCCCCCUGGGCACCGGCCUCCUCAGCCGGCACCUGCCUUGCUGCUUCGAUCCCAUAGUGACCCGGGCAUCACCACCUCCAGCGAGACUGCUGAUUUCAGGGACCUUUAUACCAAAGUGCUUGAGGAGGAAGCUGCUUCUCUCUCCUCUGCAGACACAGGGCUCUGCUCUGAAGCCUGCCUCUUUCGCCUUGCCCCUUGCCCUUCCCCCAAGUUGCUGCGUGCCCGUUCGGCUGAGAAGCGGCGUCCAGUGCCCACCUGGCGAAAGGUGCCCCUGCCUUCUGGGCCUGCACCUGCCCACUCUUUGGGGGAUUUAAAGGGCAGCUGGCCUGGUCGUGGCUUAGUAACUCGUUUCCUCCAGAUGUCCAGGAGGGUACAGGAGUCCAAUGGACAUAGUGUCCAUGGUCAUAAGCAGGUGCAGCGAAGCCCUUGGGGCCGGCCUGGACGUGAAAGCCUCCAUCUCCGAAGCUGUGGAGACCUCAGUUCUGGCUCAUCCCUUCGCCGAUUUCUGUCUGGCCGUAGGCUAGAAAGAGCUAACCGCCCUCACAGUGUCAAUGGAGGCAGCCAAGAGAGCGGGCUCUGAGCCCUGACACCAUCACCUCACCACCACCUGGCUCUGAAUGGGGUUCUGUGCCAGCCUGACACCCGUCUAGGCCCUGGUGAACACUGGGGCCACAAGCUACUGGCUGGUACUGGGCCAGCUACCAUUACCACCUCCUUGCAUCAGUUGGCAAGAAAAAAAAAAUCUGCUGAAUACCC